AUGACAGUCGCAAGCAAGGUAUUGGUUUUAGGAGCAGGGUGUUUUUGGGGAACAGAACAUGUGUUUGCUAAAGCAUUUGCAAACAACAAGGGUUUGAUUAGUAACAUAGUUGGUUACGCCAAUGGUGAUGAAAAAUAUCACGGGGUUUCAUAUCAGCAAGUUUGUAGCGGGGGAACGGGCUUUGUUGAAGUUGCUAAACUAACCUACGAUCCAGCUCAAUUGUCCACUGAGUCCAUCAUUGAUCUUUUUUUUAGAAUGCACGAUCCAACCCAACUCAAUUCCCAAGGUCCAGAUGUUGGACAACAAUACAAGUCAGCAAUUUACUACACCGAUGAAGAACAACACAAGGUUGCUGAACAAUUGAAGGAGAAAUACCAAAAGGAAUGGUACCCAAACAAGAAGAUUCAAACUGAGAUUGCUCCAUUGAAGGUGUUUUAUGACGCUGAAAGUUACCACCAAAAGUACCUUGACAACAAUCCUGGCGGAUACGAAUGCCCAACUCAUUUCAUUAGAACAGAACCACCACGUCAAGGUUGGUUUUGA
Messenger RNA from Lodderomyces orthopsilosis Co 90-125, 543 nucleotides. It is a transcript of the gene MXR1, whose product is annotated as peptide-methionine-S-sulfoxide reductase. The transcript has a single exon. The record is from RefSeq and is a predicted model, not a curated record. NCBI's taxonomy places the organism in Eukaryota, Fungi, Ascomycota, Pichiomycetes, Serinales, Debaryomycetaceae. The coding region runs from base 1 to 543 and encodes 180 amino acids. Gene Ontology annotation, molecular function: peptide-methionine (S)-S-oxide reductase activity.